Entamoeba nuttalli P19 is the source of this 948-nucleotide messenger RNA. RefSeq lists its product as hypothetical. The transcript is spliced from 3 exons. The record is from RefSeq and is a predicted model, not a curated record. Lineage: Eukaryota; Evosea; Mastigamoebida; Endamoebidae. The coding region runs from base 1 to 948 and encodes 315 amino acids.
AUGAGCGAAACAAGUGAAGACCAUUCAACAUUUUAUGAUUUUCCAUUACAAAAAAUAGUUAUAUCUAUUGAAUACCUUGUAAUUGCAGUGUUAUGUUUUAUUCAAAGUCUGAGAAUUGUUAAAAAUCAUCAUAAAUGUUGUGGAUUUCAAAAUCUUCUUAUCAUAUUUUUAAUCUGUUGGUGUUUAUUUAGAAUAUCCGAUUUGAUGAUAAGAUUCUUUCUGAUAUUAUUUACUCACCAACCAGAUGAUUUUAUUGACCAAACAACUUCUGUUGAAUGGUUAAUUUCUGACAUUCCUAGUUUUGUAAUGGUUGGUCUUCUUUCAUUCUUCAUUUAUUAUUAUUUAUUCCUUAUUCAUAGUUCUCAUUGGCAAUAUGCCAAAUUAAUUUCAAUUAUUAUCAUUAUAACAAUCAAUCUCUUUCAUAUCCUUUCAUUAAUAUCAAUAGAUAUUUCAUUAAUGAUAAAGCCAACUACAGCAGCAAUUCAUUUAACUUUUUGUUGUAGUUCAUUUGUAUAUUUAUUAGUUGUAGGAGGGUUAUUGUAUGUAUCUGUUCGGAUUUUUUUCAUUAAUCCACAUGUUUUAGAACAAUCUCACCCAAAGCCAUCAGCAAUGGGAGUUUGUGGUUUAGUUAUUUGUUUAGCAAUCUCAACCCGUUUAAUAUAUGACUUUUCAAGUGCUAUUGUAGGUCAAUCCAUUCUGUCACUCCUUUGUUCAAACGAAAGUUCAUUUUGUUCUGAACAUUUUGGAAUAGUUGUUUUCUUUUCUCAAAUUAUUGAGGUUGUUUUAAUGUCAUUAUGGGAAAUUGUUCCAUUAACAACGUUAGUGAUUUUAUUCUGGAAUAUCCCUUCGAAUAAGUCAUAUGACCCAUUCCCUCACUUCCAAUAUCUUGUUGAAGAAACAGAUGAUUCAUCAUACGUUACAUAUGACGCAACUACUCCUUUGAUUUAA